This is a messenger RNA of Zymoseptoria tritici IPO323, 1886 nucleotides long. RefSeq lists its product as uncharacterized. The transcript has 3 exons. Gene Ontology annotation, cellular component: FACT complex; nucleus. NCBI's taxonomy places the organism in Eukaryota, Fungi, Ascomycota, Dothideomycetes, Mycosphaerellales, Mycosphaerellaceae. The coding region runs from base 204 to 1886 and encodes 560 amino acids. Gene Ontology annotation, molecular function: DNA binding; histone binding; nucleosome binding. The record is from RefSeq and is a predicted model, not a curated record.
CACACCAUCCGACCGCGACAAUUAUCCACCGAUAGCCUCUUGACGUCGAGUCACACACAUCGAAUUCCAUCUGAAUCGCCAGAAGCCACGAUCUUGAAGGCCACUACUCGAGAACAUUCACUCCGCACCAGUGACCGCGAGCCAGCAGUCGAAACUUCGGUGACGAACGCUGCACGCGCGACCACCUCUCUCUUCAUCUCAUCAUGGAAUCCUUCGACGACAUCUACCUCGAUCUCUCCAAGCAGCCCGGCAAGUGCAGACUCGCAGAGUCAGGUCUGGGCUGGAAACCUGUCGGUGGCAAUUCCUUCACAGUAGACAAGGCGGAGCUCCAGAGCGCACAGUUCAGCCGAGCAGCACGUGGAUAUGAGCUGAAGAUCUAUGCGCGCACGCUCGGCGUGGUGCAACUGGACGGCUUCAAGCAGGAUGACUUUGAGACGAUUCAAAAAUGCUUCAAGGUCUGGUAUGGCGUACCGUUCGAGCAAAAGGAGCAUGCUCUUCGUGGCUGGAAUUGGGGCAAGAACGAGAUGGGCCGGAAUGAACUCACCUUCAACGUGCGCAACCAGCCUGCAUUCGAAAUUCCAUACACGGAAAUCUCCAAUACCAAUCUGGCGGGCAAGAACGAGGUCGCGGUCGAAUUCUCCCUUCCAGCGGACGGCGAUGAGACAGGCACAAACGGUAGUCUGGGUGGCGCAAGAGCAAAGGGACGGAAGAUGGGCGGUGCAACGGAUCAAUUGACGGAAGUGCGAUUUUACAUCCCCGGCACCGAGAAGAAGGCGAAGAACAGCGAGGAGGGAGACGAUGCAGAGGACGACGAUGAGGAGGAGCACAACGCUGCCGGACUCUUCUACGACACCCUCAUGAGCAAGGCCGAGAUUGGAGAAGUCGCGGGAGACACAUACGCCACCUUCCAGGAGAUUCUGCAUCUCACACCUCGUGGACGUUUCGACAUUGACAUGUACGAGAGCUCUUUCAGGCUGCGCGGAAAGACGUACGACUACAAGAUUUCCUACGAGCACGCGAAGCGCUUCUUCCUCCUCCCUAAGCCGGAUGACAUGCAUCAGCUCCUGGUCGUCGGAUUGGACCCACCUCUUCGACAAGGCCAGACUCGUUACCCGUUCCUGGUGAUGCAAUUCAAGAGGGAAGAGGAGGUGCAGAUCGAGCUCAACAUGACCGACGAAUUACUUCAGACCAAAUAUGCAGGCAAGCUCCAAGCUAAGUACGAGGAGCCCAUAGGACGGGUUGUCUCGAAGAUUUUCCACGGACUUACCGGCAAGCGUCUACUCCAACCCUCACCCGACUUCGUCAGCCAUCACCAACAGAGCGGCGUCAAGUGCAGCAUCAAAGCCAACGAGGGCCACCUCUUCUGCCUGGAAAAGGCCUUCCUCUUUGUGCCGAAGCCAGCCACAUACAUUCAGUUCGAUCAAAUCACAUCCGUCACUAUGAGUCGAGUAGGAGGAGCUGUUAGUGCCAGCCGAACCUUUGACAUCACCGUGACAAUGCGAAGUGGCGAGCACCAAUUCUCCAACAUCAACCGCGAGGAACAAGCGCCGCUGGAGAAUUUCUUCAAGAUCAAGAACAUCAAGACCAAGAACGAAAUGGACGGCGACACGUCCAUGCUCGUCGCGGCGAUGAACGACCCCGAUCUCGUUAGCAGUGAUGAUGAGGAGGUCGUGGCCAAGGAUCGUGGCAGUGCGGACGAGGACGACGAGAGUGUGGACGAGGACUUCCAGGCUGACUCGGACUCGGAUCCGGCGGAGGAGUAUGACAGUGAUGCGAAGAGCUCGGGCGAUAGCGACGCCGAGAUGGACGACGCGGAUGGUGGUGGCAGCGAUAGCGAUACGGCGGCCAAGGUCGAGCCGCCGAAGAAGAAGGCGAAGAAGGCGUGA